Molecule: messenger RNA, 1777 nt
Organism: Nannospalax galili (Upper Galilee mountains blind mole rat)
Lineage: Eukaryota; Metazoa; Chordata; Mammalia; Rodentia; Spalacidae
Gene: Psmd5
Product: proteasome 26S subunit, non-ATPase 5
Exons: 10
Biological process (GO): proteasome assembly
Cellular component (GO): cytosol
Source: RefSeq, a predicted model, not a curated record
CGGCUGGAGGCGCCGCUGGAGGAGCUGCGAGCGCUGCAGUCGGUGGUGCAGGCCGUGCCGCUCAACGAGCUUCGAGAACAGGCGGGCGAGCUGCGCCUCGGGCCGCUCUUCUCCCUGCUUAACGAGAACAAUCGGGAACAGACUACUUUGUGUGUAUCUAUUCUGGAGAGAUUGCUCCAAGCUGUGGAGCCAGUUCACCUGGCUAGGAACCUCAGGUUUGACCUACAGAGGGGACUGACUCACCCUGAUGAUUCUGUAAAAAUCCUCACUCUGUCCCAGAUUGGAAGGAUUGUUGAAAAUUCAGAGGCCGUUACUGAGAUUCUGAAUAAUGCUGAACUGUUAAAACAGAUUGUUUAUUGCAUUGGUGGUGAGGACCUGUCUGUAGCUAAAGCGGCUAUCAAAUCCCUGUCAAGAAUAUCACUAACCCAAGCUGGAUUGGAGGCUUUAUUUGAAAGCAAUUUGCUGGAUGAUUUGAAAAAUGUAAUGAAAACAAAUGACAUUGUUCGAUACAGGGUGUAUGAGCUAAUUGUGGAGAUUUCUUCUGUGUCAUCAGAAUCUUUACAUUACUGUACCACAAGUGGAUUGGUCACCCAGCUCCUGAGAGAGCUGACUGGUGAAGAUGUGCUAGUCAGAGCCACCUGUAUAGAAAUGGUGACAUCACUGGCAUACACCCAUCAUGGACGACAGUACCUUGCUCAGGAAGGAGUAAUUGACCAGAUAUCGAAUAUAAUUGUUGGGGCAGAUUCAGACCCUUUCUCCAGCUUCUAUUUGCCAGGAUUCGUAAAGUUUUUUGGAAACCUGGCCGUCAUGGAUAGUCCUCAACAGAUCUGUGAGCGCUACCCUGUCUUUCUGGAAAAAGUAUUUGAAAUGAUGGAAAGUCAAGACUCCACCAUGAUUGGUAUAGCUGUAGACACAGUUGGAAUCGUGGGAUCCAGUGUUGAAGGAAAACAAGUUUUACAAAAAACAGGGACCCGCUUUGAACGCCUCCUCAUGAGAAUAGGACAUCAAGCAAAGAAUGCUUCCACAGAGCUAAAAAUUAGAUGUUUGGAUGCAGUUUCAUUGCUUCUAUAUUUAUCACCUGAGCAACAGACAGAUGACUUCCUGAGGAUGACAGAAUCCUGGUUUUCCGCUCUGUCUCGGGACUCCCUGGAGCUCUUCCGUGGCAUCAGUAAUCAGCCCUUCCCUGAACUACACUGUGCUGCCUUGAAAGUGUUCACGGCCAUUGCAAACCAGCCCUGGGCUCAGAAACUUAUGUUUAAUAGUCCAGGUUUUGUAGAAUAUGUGAUGGACCGGUCUGUGGAACAUGACAAAGCUUCAAAGGAUGCCAAAUAUGAACUGGUAAAAGCACUAGCCAAUUCCAAGACUAUCGCAGAAAUCUUUGGAAACCCAAAUUAUUUGAGACUCAGAACUUACCUCAGUGAAGGGCCAUACUACGUGAAACCUGUUGCCACCACAGCCGUAGAAGGAGCUGACUGAUUUCCUCCAGUCUGUGUAGAGGACCGUUACUGAUCAGAAUGUCUCCUAAGGUGUAUGGUUCCAUCAGUGUUUUAUGAAACAGGGACUUCCCUCUUCCUAAAGCUAUCAUGGAGUGUCUAAUACAACCUCAUCAACAUUGUUGCGUUUCUACAUUGAAUACAAAGUGGGAACAUGAUCAUAGGAGUGCUUUUCAGAUUCCUGUGGCUGCCUUAAUCUUUGCAACAAGGUAAAAGCUUUGUUCUCAGAAAAUUCCCAUGAACAUAUGACUUUUUAAAAAUAAAAUGAUUUUGAAUUCCCUUUA